Messenger RNA from Salvia hispanica, 1047 nucleotides. Lineage: Eukaryota; Viridiplantae; Streptophyta; Magnoliopsida; Lamiales; Lamiaceae. The record is from RefSeq and is a predicted model, not a curated record.
AAUGAUAUAAUGGAACGGUAUGGAUUAGAAGACGUGCACUGGUUUGGAUCAAUGUUUGAAGAUAGAGAAUUCUGGGUUCCUGCUUAUUUUCGAGAUUUUCCCAUGGGGUCGCUUCUUAGGACUACAUCGAUGUCUGAAUCGGAGAAUAGCUUUUUUAAAAACUACACAAAGCCACGUGCAAAUCUUGUACAGUUCAUCAAUUUCUUUAAUUAUGCUGUGGGAGAUCAAAGGAAUGCCAAUUCACGAUUGAACUACUUGGAUUACUCAACUAUUCCUGAUUUGUCAACCCAAUUGCCUAUUGAGAAGCAUGCAUCUACAAUCUACACUGAUUCUAUUUUCAAACAUGUACAACAGGAAAUAAGUAUGGUAUGUGAGAUUGUUUCUAUAACUACUGUUGAGGAUAACAUCAAGAUGCAUCAGGUCAAGGACCAAUAUGGUAGAACAUGGGAUGUUAAGUAUGAUUGUAAGCAAGACACAUUCGACUGUAGUUGCAAGAAGUUUUCCAGAAUUGGUUUGUUAUGUUGUCAUAUAUUUUGUUUGUUGAAGAAUAAGUCUGCUAAUCUCAUUCCUGAGAAAUAUUUUGGUCGAAGGUGGUUGAAGAGCUCUUUACUAAAGGCAGCCCAUGGUCUACCAUCUGAGGAACAACAACCAUUUGAACAUUUGGAUGAAAAGCAGGAAGUUAAGAAAAAGUUGUUCUCCAACUUUUAUCGAUUAGUCCAAAAGUCUGAGGGAAGUAUGGAUCAUUUGUCUUUGUUAAGUGCUGGUCUUGAUGAUUUGGAAGAGCAUAUAUUUGGAAAUUGUGCAGCACCUUCAGUCAUUGAAAAGAAGAAGAUGGUUGAGGAUUUUUAUGGAAUGGCAGUACCUGAUGUAAUUGAUGUACAUCCUCCAGACGUUGUUAGUACCAAAGGAUCAGCUAGUGGCAGAGUAGCAAAGAGGCAGAGUGCAAUAAGGAAAGCAAAUAAGCCUCUACGACGGUGUGGUAAAUGUCAUGAGAUGGGUCGUCAUGAUUCAAGAAAUUGUGGUAGAGUCAAUGAGAAGACAGAUUGA